Molecule: messenger RNA, 427 nt
Organism: Leptosomus discolor (cuckoo roller)
Lineage: Eukaryota; Metazoa; Chordata; Aves; Leptosomiformes; Leptosomidae
Source: RefSeq, a predicted model, not a curated record
AUGCUGGCCUCCCUUGCCCUCCUCCUGGGGCUGCCCCUCGCCCUCAGCGCCGAGCCCCCCAGCUGCGCCCCGCUCGUCCCGGUCACCCUCGACAAUGACACCAUCCCUAGGAUCCUGGGAGAGUGGAUCUACAUCGUCGGCGCCUCCAGUUACCCGCCUCACCUGGAAGAGCUGAAGGUGCUGAAAUACACGGCUUUUUCCAUCUUUCCUGGCAGCCAUGAGGACGAGCUCAACGUCACCGAAAUCAUGAGAGUGAACGAGACGUGUGUGGUGAGGAACGGCAGCGUGAUCCACGUCUUUCGGCACAACUCCACCCUGGUGCACGUCGAUGACCAGACGACUGCCACGGCUAAACUGAUCCAAAGCGACAAGGACCUGCUGAUCCUGAGACACUUGCACAACAACUACCUGGGUCUGAGCCUCUCGG